CCAAUAAACUCCGCGGCGAAAAACCCAACACAACACAGUCGCCCGCAAAGCCGCACCGACCAGUACGUACAUAGACGCCAAAAGCGACACGCCUCCACCGCCCCCGCUUCGGCCCUCCCUCCCAUAUCACCUCCCGCGUCCCUAGCCAGAGCCCACAACCGGCCAAAGUUCACCGGCGAUGGUGUCGUCGGCGCUGGACGCGAUGGCGGGCACGGCGUGGGGCCGGUGGCUGGGCCUCGUCGCGGCGGUGUGGGUGCAGUGCGUCUCCGGGAACAACUACACCUUCUCCAACUACUCGGACUCCAUCAAGACGCUCAUGGGCCUCACCCAGCUGCAGCUCAACGGCCUCUCCGUCGCCAAGGACGUCGGCAAGGCCUUCGGCCUCCUCGCCGGCCUCGCCUCCGACCGCGUCCCCACCUGGCUCCUCCUCGCCAUCGGCUCCCUCGAGGGCUUCCUCGGCUACGGCGCGCAGUGGCUCGUCGUCUCCCGCACCGUCGCGCCGCUGCCCUACUGGCAGAUGUGCGUCUGCCUCUGCCUCGGCGGCAACAGCACCACCUGGAUGAACACCGCCGUCCUCGUCACCUGCAUCCGCAACUUCCGCGGCAGCCGCGGGCCCGUCUCCGGCGUGCUCAAGGGCUUCGUCGGCCUCAGCACCGCCAUCUUCACCGACCUCUGCUCCGCGCUCUUCGCCGACGACCCGGCCUCCUUCCUCGUCAUGCUCGCCGUCGUCCCCGCCGCCGUCUGCGCCCUCGCCAUGGUCUUCCUCCGCGAGGGCCGCGUUGCGUCGGACGCCAGCGAUGAGGCCGACGCGCGUGGGUUCGCCGCCAUCAGCACCCUCGCCGUCGCCAUCGCGCUCUACCUCCUCGCCGCCGACCUCACCGGCCUCGGCGGGAACGGCGGGGUCGUCUCCACCGUCUUCGUCACCGUCCUCUUCAUCCUCCUCGCCGCCCCCGUCGCCGUCCCCGCGCACGUGGCCUGGACGUCCUGGAUGAAGACCCGCAAGGCGGCCAACGCCGACGCCGAGAACACGGUCCUGGAUGACUCAACCACCACAACCCCGCUCCUGCUCGCGUCCAAGCCGGCGGCGGAGGCGCGCGGGCCCGGCGAGCGCCCGCGGCUCGGCGAGGAGCACACCAUCGCGGAGGCGCUCUCCGCGCUCGACUUCUGGCUGCUCUUCUCCUCCUUCCUCAUGGGCGUCGGCACGGGGCUGGCCGUCAUGAACAACCUCGGCCAGAUGGGCGUCGCCAUGGGCUACGCCGACGUAUCGCUCUUCGUCUCCAUGACCAGCAUCUGGGGAUUCUUCGGCCGCAUCGCCUCCGGCACCAUCUCCGAGCACUUCAUCAAGACGAGAGCACUGCCGCGCCCGGUGUGGAACGCGGCGUCGCAGGUGCUGAUGUGCGCGGGGUACGUCUUCAUGGCAUUCGGCAUGCCGGGCUCCCUCUUCAUCGGCUCCGUGGUCGUCGGCGUCUGCUACGGCGUGCGCCUCGCCGUCACCGUGCCGACAGCUUCCGAGCUGUUCGGGCUCAAGUACUACGGCCUCAUCUACAACAUCCUCAUCCUCAACCUGCCGCUCGGCUCCUUCCUCUUCUCCGGCCUCCUCGCGGGCCUCCUCUACGACGCGCAGGCCACCGCCACGCCCGGCGGCGGCAACACCUGCGUUGGCGCGCACUGCUACCGCGGCGUCUUCUCCGUCAUGGCCGUCGCUUGCGUCAUUGGGUUCGUCCUCGACUUGAUCCUCAGUGUCAGGACCAAGCGGGUGUACGCGAAGAUCCACGAGGCCAAGAAGGCCAGCAGGUUGGCCGCAGCGCAGAGGGUCAGCUAGCCGCCGCUCUCAGCAGAUACAGCAUCUGUAAUGUGAUUAAAUUUUGCGCAGCAAUUAAGCCUUGAUUCUUUGGGCAAAUAUGGAUAGGUUGGUAUACAUCUGUUCAGUUGGAUAGAGUGAUUCUUUGAGCAUUGAUCGAUGCAAAGGACCAAUGUGCUGCAAAGGGGGAGUUCAUGAAGGCUGAUUGGAUGCAAGUGUUUUGUCAGCUGAAGUAGCAGUACUCCUGGCUGAGAUGGCUACAGAUUGUUUGGCUUUCACAUUCAGCUUAGUCUGUAUCCAUCUUGCAGAGGACUUGUGAACUUGUAAUGGUUGUGUUUUGUAUGAUAGGAGGCCCUAUCGGCAGACAUCAAUUCAAGUACAUUUCUUUCUCAA
This is a messenger RNA of Lolium perenne, 2194 nucleotides long. Its product is annotated as protein NUCLEAR FUSION DEFECTIVE 4. The record is from RefSeq and is a predicted model, not a curated record. NCBI's taxonomy places the organism in Eukaryota, Viridiplantae, Streptophyta, Magnoliopsida, Poales, Poaceae. Gene Ontology annotation, cellular component: membrane.